This is a messenger RNA of Pochonia chlamydosporia 170, 576 nucleotides long. RefSeq names its product snoaL-like domain-containing protein. The transcript is spliced from 2 exons. The record is from RefSeq and is a predicted model, not a curated record. The coding region runs from base 1 to 576 and encodes 191 amino acids. NCBI's taxonomy places the organism in Eukaryota, Fungi, Ascomycota, Sordariomycetes, Hypocreales, Clavicipitaceae.
AUGCGGUUCAUCAAUUUCUUGCUCGGUGGCCUACAAGUCGCCGCCGCCGCUUCUGCAGCAAGUCCUUCCAUCUUAUUGACAUCCUCAGACCAACCAGUGCCUUUUUUUGAUCUCCCCAAUGCCUUUCGUGGCUCGGAUUUCGUCCCCGAUCCUUUCGACGUAGAGGCUAUUCGCAAUGUUUUGGCACACUAUCCGUUAGCUAUUGACGGCAAGAACUUCGCUGCUCUUGACCGUGUCUUUGCUCCUAAUGCAGUAGCAAACUACUCUGCGCCACUGGGUGUAUUGAAACCAUUAUCCGCUAUCCAGACGGCGUUGAAGGCCAGCCUUGCAGUUGUCACGACUCAGCACUCUUACGGCACUCAAAUUAUCGACGUGCUGUCUCCGGCCUCGGCUGUUUCUGUGACGUACUAUACCGCGACUCACUUUGGGAUGGGGCCGCAUGAAGGACAGAUUGUGACUGCUUACGGACAGUAUCAGGAUGUGUGGACUCGGCAAAGAGAUCUGACUUGGAGGAUUAGUCACCGGAACUUGGUAUAUAUGGGCGCUCUGAUUGGAAAUUUGUCUAUUUUUACGUAA